Penicillium coprophilum is the source of this 387-nucleotide messenger RNA. RefSeq lists its product as uncharacterized. The coding region runs from base 1 to 387 and encodes 128 amino acids. The record is from RefSeq and is a predicted model, not a curated record. NCBI's taxonomy places the organism in Eukaryota, Fungi, Ascomycota, Eurotiomycetes, Eurotiales, Aspergillaceae. The transcript has a single exon.
AUGAGAAAUUACAACACAUCGCGACUUGGAGGAGUCAUGGAUGAUCCGCUUGAGCCGCGAACGCAGAUUGAAGAAAGGCAGUCACCCGUCCAGAUCGGGUCUGACCACCCCAUUUUCACUGACAUCAGUAUUACCGGAAAGCCCAGCCUGCUUCACAUGUGGGUUGGCUGUCCUCGGCUUGCCCCAUACAAGGAUCUGCGGUGGAAAGAUUUCCAAGGACAUAAGGGGCCAAGAUCUCCCCACAAAAUGAGUUCUGGUCUCAGACGUCAACCGCAGGGAAUCCCUCCUGUCAAGUUACCUUUGUAUGAAGCAACGGCCCAAGAUGCUGCGUUUCUCCGCCUUUAUUUCAACCCUGGUGCUCUCCAGUACCGCGCUGGCUGGCUUUAG